AAAUUUUCUAUUCACACCAUCCCUCCCUCUCACCCUUUCCUCCUAUAAAUCCAAAAUCACCUUCCCUCACUUUCUCCCUAUACGUUGAAUCAGUUUCUCGCCAGUCAAACAAAACAACCACUCCUUUCAUCUCUCACUCUCACUCUAUUGGUCGUCUGUCUGUCUUUGUAUGCAAAUAGAGACACAAAGAACGUGAAGGAGAAAGUCAUGGCGGUCAGUUCCAGAGGAAGCACCGCGGCAGCAGAGCUACGGAUUUCUAGGAGGUGGAAAGAGCGAGAGACUAGUCCAGAGAGGAACAGAGUUUGGAUCGAACCUAAAAGCAGGACCAGCACUGAGAGGAAAGUUCCUGUCGUUUAUUCUCUCUGCAGGAAUGGCCAGCUUGAGCAACCUCACUUAAUGGAGGUCCCCCUCGCUUCAAACGAAGGACUCCAUCUCAGAGAUGUGAUAAACCGCUUAAAUCAACUUCGAGGAAAUGGAAUGGCUAGCCUCUAUUCUUGGUCAUCCAAACGGAGCUACAAGAACGGAUUCGUAUGGAACGAUUUAGCAGAGAACGAUUUCAUUUAUCCAACUCAAGGAAACGAGUACGUUCUCAAAGGAUCGGAGAUUAUAGAGUUCGACGCUGCUUCCAUUAACUCUAAGCCCCUUCAGACGACGUCGUUUCGAGCCCUUAAACCGCCUGAUAUAGAGAAAUCGGGUGAAGAAUCAGAUUUCCCGGUUAUCACGAGGAGAAGGAACCAGUCUUGGAGUUCCAUCGAUCUUAACGAGUAUAAGGUUUACAAGACCGAGGCAACCUCCGAGUCGACUCGAAAUCUCGCCGCUGAUGCGUCUACGCAGACGGAUGAUAGGAGAAGACGGAGAAAACCGGUCAAAGAAGAAGAAAUACAGGAAUCUCAAGAAGAGAAAGAUCAGGAAUCGAACCAGAGUACGGAACUUAGUAGGGAAGAGAUAUCACCUCCACCGUCUGAUUCUAGCCCGGAGACUUUAGAGUCCCUGAUGAAAGCUUGUGGACGGCCGACGCUGAGUUCUGGAGAAGAAGCUGCAGUAAAUCGGACAUCUGAGAGUUGCCCGAGCGGGAGAAUGAAGGCAUCCAUGGUCCUGAUGCAGUUGAUUUCUUGCGGUUCGAUGUCGUUUAAGGACUGUGGACCUACAUUGGCGAAGGAUCAAGGGUUCUCAUUGGUUGGGCACUACAAGGCGAGGUUGCCUCGCGGCGGAGGGAAUCAGGUUGGGACUUCGACAGAAAUUUCUAAUUUUACGGGGGUAAAAUUGGAAGACAAGGAGUAUUUUAGUGGGAGCCUGAUUGACAGCAAGAAAGAGGAUAUUCCAGUUCUGAAGAGAUCCAAUUCCUACAAUGCAGAUCGGACCUCGCAAUUGCUCAAGGCAGAGAAUGAGAUGGAUGGAGUACGAGUCAAAUGCAUACCAGGGAAGCCUAAAACACAGCCAUCCAAGAGUGAAAGCAACACUGAUAUUCAUGGUGGGGAUAGUGGCAGUACUAGUCAACGAUGGAGCAAAAGACUCGAGGUCCAACAAGUUGGGUGAAAUGAAAGUGAGCUUCGUUAAUUGGAAAUACCUGAAAAAGACAAAGAAAACAAACUGAAAUAUGAAUGAAUCAAGGUACAAAGGCUAAAUACAUGGUGAAGAAUACUGGAGCUCGCAUUAUGAGGAGGAAAAAGCUACGAGAAAGUAUGGGACUUGGGAGUGUUCCCAUAAAGUUAUUUUUGUUGAAGCAUGUAAAACUGUCGACAUUUUCGUACCCUUUAAUGCUUUUGGGAGUUAAAUAUGCCUUAAUUCCGGUGACUUAGGUGCUAAACUCCCAAUUGUUUAAUGCUUUUUGACUAGUUGAUUUUCGACUUCGAAACAUGGGAUGUGUAGAACGUUGCCCUAGGCACCGUCCACAUUAGAAAACAUAGAUAUUAA
Tripterygium wilfordii is the source of this 1914-nucleotide messenger RNA. RefSeq names its product protein UPSTREAM OF FLC-like. The record is from RefSeq and is a predicted model, not a curated record. NCBI's taxonomy places the organism in Eukaryota, Viridiplantae, Streptophyta, Magnoliopsida, Celastrales, Celastraceae. The coding region runs from base 208 to 1536 and encodes 442 amino acids. The transcript has 4 exons.